AGGCCCUGCUGCCUGUCUAAGUUGUGCUGUGUUCGGCCAGUGAGUUUAUCCACCGGUUGGAUACUUUGGUGAAUCUAGGCUGUUAUUUAGAGUCUCGCAUCAGUCUCCCGCUGUGUUUAACCAGUAUUUGUAUCAUUCGUGAAAAGAACUGUGGAUUAGCAGAGGGAAUUAAGGAUGAGCGUUGGUAUUGCGGUGCUGUUCCGAUAGUGGUCCUCCACGCCCCCUGGGCCCACGGCAGUCGCCGACAUGCUUAUAGAGAAUGUGGAUGUUUUUAAGACGUGGCUGGCCAAGUUACUGGAGCCCAUAUGUGAAGCUGACCCAUCGGCACUAGCAAACUAUGUAAUAGCUCUGGUCAGGAAAGACAAAUCUGAAAAGGAGCUGAAGGCCAUCUGUGCUGACCAAUUAGAUGUUUUUCUCCAGAAAGAAACAAAUGGUUUUGUGGACAAACUUUUUGAAAGCUUACAUACAAAGAACUACCUUCCUCCCGAAGAAACGCCAAAAGUCGAGAUAAAGCAAGAAAAAGAAGAAAAAGAGGAAACUCCCGAGAGACGGAAAAUUGCUGUUGCCACAGAGGGCCAGAACAUCAUUCGGGUUGAUCAAUUACUUAUAUCUGCUGGAGGUGACGAAAAGAACAUCUUCACUGUGUGGGACAAGUUCAUGCUGCGCUCAGCAUUAAGGAUUCGAGAAAAGACCAGGGAUGAAGGCAAAUGGAGGGAAUAUGACAGACACAGAGACAAAUACAACUGGCGGAGGGGGAGAAGCAAAAGUCCCCCUAAAAGCAAACCUACAAAUAGAAGUCGGAGUCGCAGCAGAGGAAGAAGCAGAGAGCGGGAAUUAAUCAGGAAUAGAGAGCAUCGAGAGAGAAUGAAGUUUGAAAGCGAAAGGAGCGAUCUAGAUACUGUGUAUACCCCAUCCUCCCUGCCAGCCAGCAACUCAUCGGAGCAACAGUAUUCCUCUGGUGGGCAGGCUAUCCCCAGCACUGUAACUGUAAUUGCACCUGCUCACCACCCUGAGAGCACAACAGAGAUCUGGUCUAAUUACUAUAACAACCAUAACCCUCCCAACUCGUUUAGCAGAAACCCCCCUCCAAAAAUGCGCUGCCGGGAUUAUGAUGAGAGGGGUUAUUGUGUCCUUGGUGAUCUUUGCCAGUUUGACCAUGGAAAUGACCCUUUGGUAGUUGAUGAUGUUUCUUUGCCGAGUAUGAUUCCGUUUCCCCCUCCUCCUGGACUGCCUCCACCUGGUAUCCUGAUGCCUCCUAUACCUGCCCCAGCUCACAACAUGAGAAUGCCAGUCCCAAGGCCGCUUACUCAGCCCCCUCCUUCCACUGUUCUUCCUGCACCACGGUUACCAUUAACGCAUUCAGGCUUGCUUAAUAACCGGGAACAGCCAGGAACAAGUACUGUGCCAAGUCUUACACCAGUUGGAGGAAGGCUACCUCCUCCCUUACCGCAGAACCUACUGUACUCCGUUUCAGAGCAAACAUAUGAGCCUGAUGGCUAUAAUCCAGAAGCUCCCAGCCUUACAAACACUGGUAGGACGGCAUACCGACAAUUCUUUACAAGAACACAGCCACAAAGACCUAAUUUGAUUGGUCUAACCUCGGGAGAAAUGGAUACAACACCAAGAGCUGCUAAUAUAGUGAUCCAGACAGAGCCAUCUGCUCCAGUCCCUGUAAAUAGUAACAUGAACAGAGUUGUGGUAGAACCAGACAGAAAAAGAGCGCUUGGUAACUUUGAUGGUCCCUUCGCAAAGAAACCAUGGUUGGAAAAGACUCUCCAGAAGGACAGAAUAUGGGUUGCCUUUCAAGGAGAUCCAGAAGGAGCACUUAUCCAGUACUUGACCAAUGACGAAGCAAGGAGAGCUAUAUCUAGCACUGAAGCUGUUUUAAACAAUAGGUUUAUUAGAGUGCUCUGGCAUAGAGAAAACACUGAACAGCAACCUUUACAGCCGCAGCAACAGCAGCAUGUGCCUCUGCCUCAGCAUCAUACAUCUCAUACAGCUCAAACUGUGCAGCCGCCCCUUGCAUCAACAGGACAAGGACAUUUACAGAAGGUAUUGCCUAAACCCCUAAACCAGAGCUCUUACGUUCUUAAUAAUUUGCCUGUUAAGAAUCGUGUUGCACAGUCUGGCAAUAUUCCAACAGAUGCAGCUAGCCAAUUAUCAAACCAAGCCACCUCAGGAGAGGAAACUCAGUCAAUAUCAUCCAUCAGCCAUUCAAAAAUGGUUUACAGCUCUUCAAACUUGAAAACUGCCAAUAAACCUUUGGCAGGAGCAAAAUCUGUUGAUGUGCAAGGCUCGCUUAAAAAGAAACAGGAAGCAAUAAAACUCCAGCAAGACAUGAGGAAAAAAAAACAAGAGAUGUUAGAAAAGCAAAUUGAAUAUCAGAAGAUGCUAAUCUCUCGACUAGAAAAAAAUAAGGGAAUGAAGACAGAAGAAAGGAAUGAGAUCAUGAAAACGCUUAAAGAACUAGAUGAGAAGAUUUCUCAGGUGAAAGAUGAAUUGAAGAAUCUUUCUGCACCCUCAAAAGUGAAGUCUAAAACAGAGACCCAGAAGGAACUCUUGGAUGCAGAAAUGGACUUGCACAAACGACUCAGCUCGGGGGAAGAUACCACAGAGUUGAGGAAAAAGCUCAAUCAGUUGCAGGUUGAGGCUGCCCAUCUUGGCAUCUUGCCUCCAAGCAGAGGAAAGCCAGUACCUUCCCAGAGCAGAGGUAGAGGAAGAGGUCGAGGUUCAAGGGGCAGGGGCUCAGUAAACCACAUGGUUGUGGAUCAUCGUCCAAAAACAAUACUAAUUAAUGGGUUUUUUGAAAAGGAGAAAGAAGAACUGCUUCAACAUUUUGCUAAAAUUGGUGAAAUUGAAGAGUUAAAAGAAGAGGAUUGUCCAGAAAGUAUCGUAUUGACAUUCAAGACAAGGCAAGAUGCUGAAAAUGCUGCUAACCAAGGGUCAAAAUUCAAUGGACGAAUGCUUCAAAUAUCCUGGCACAAACCUAAAACUCCUACUACAUCCACAGAUCUUGAGGAAGAAGAGUCAAAAGAGGAGGAAACUGAUAUAUCUGAUCCAUUCCUUCAUGAAGAUGAUGAUGAGGAUGAAGAUGAAGACGAGUCUCGCUCAUGGCGAAGAUGAGAGCCAAUACAGAAUAUAUGUACAUAGGAAUUGAGUUUUUUUUGUUGUUUUUUUAAGUAUUGUUCAUAGACUUUUUUUACCGUUCUAAAACCAGUAAAGGAGGAAAAAGCAAAAGUUGAGCCAAAUGAGCCAAAAGAUUGUUUUAUUUUUUUCCUUUGCAAAAAUAGUAAAUACCUUGAUUGUACAAAUGAUAAAGAAUGUGAUACUUUUUCUAUGAAAGCCAAAGGUGAAGAUAUAUUAUUAUUUUUUAUUAUUAAAUGGUAAUGAGAUGUAGUAUAGGGUAUAAGAAAUAUUUUUGGAGGCCUUCAAAGUUCAGAUGAAUUUUUUCACAUACAAGUAGACCUGAAGAGUGAUAAAAAAUAAACACCCUUCAGGCAUUAUUUUUUGGUUUAAUUCACUGUUAUAUAAGUAAAGUUCUUCUGUUUCACUUUACAGUUUAAUUAUAUUCAUACUCUGUUACGCUUUUGUAUGUAAAAGGGACGUGAACAUCUCUUGCUUUUAUGUUAAAAAAUGUGCUUGGCCUACACUCCCUAGAGAAGCCAAGAAACAAAUUAUGUAACCUAGUUUUUCAAAAUGCUACUUCUCAGAUAGCUGGCCUAAGCAAUUUGCAGAAUUUUAAGUGCCUAGGUAACAGAAUUUACUUUUUGGCAUUUCUAAGGAGCGUGCGACUAUCACAGGUUUUUUUUUUUUUACACAAAAGUAAAAGGUGUUUAUGCUGUCUUUAACAAAAAUGUUCAUACUUGGUUUCAUACAGUAAUGCCACAUCAGUACUUGACAUUCUGAAAGUGAGUGUUGUAUGCGGUCGACCAUGCUAAUGAAAAGAUCUACAGCAGUUGUUAGAAUGGUUGAACUUGAAACCGAUGUUGGUGUCCAUAGCUGGUGCAACCAAGAAGAAUUUUAAACGUUAGUAGAUUUCCUUUAGUAGCAUUAUCACUGUGUUUUGUGUGUCAGGAAAGCUCUUUAUUGAUGACAUUAAAUUUGUACUAUUGCUUACUAUCAGUUAACCAAAGGGGGUCUUAAAGCAGCUUGGUUUUUCUACCCUACAAAUUAAACAAGAACAGCAAAGCUUUGGUCCCAAAGCUGAACCUGGUUAUGUUCUAUAUUACAUUUAGCCCUGUAUGUAAAAUUGCAUUUUUUUUAUAUUUUCUAUGAAGGCUGAGAGAACAAUGUGCUCAGCCAAUCUAUUUAUUUAGAGUUACCUUUACAUAUUCAGUUCUUUAAAUUUUAGUAGAGUUUUUUUCUUUUUUUGUUUUUUUUGGAAUUGGCAAAUUAAACAAAGCUACAUCAGCUUCACCUAUUAAGCAUUACACGUUGAAUAGGCCAGUACACCUUCCAGAAGAAUUACAUAAUUUGUGUUGUGUAAAAUUCCAAAAUGCAGAAAAGACAAGGAUUUUACAUGUGGAAAAGGUGUCUGAUCACUGUCAUUUAUGCAUGUGUUUUAUUCAUAACCUCUUGUUAGUUGUAGAAAUUGUUAAUCUACAGGAAUCCUUUUUAAGAUCCCAGAAAUAUAUAUUUUGUGACGGUGGUGCUGGACUUUCUCAUAGACAUUUCAAGUCAGUCUGAUCCCUAUUUUAUAUGGAUUGCUGUGCUUUUUAUUACUUUAGUUUCCAUGUGAUCUGUAAAGUUUGAAGGCCUUUUCAUGAGUGAAGGUAACUUGAAAAACAAUGGUUCAAUGAAAAGAUUUGUAUAACCUUUUUCCCUACAAAAAUAACUGUUGACCCCAUCUAGAUCUCAGCAGCUUAGUGUUGGCACAAUUUUUUGGCCAUACUAAUACAUGAUAUGAUUGUUUUUAUUUGCAGGAAGCUAAAUACUUUAUACUGUAUUGUUGUUUCACUAUUUGAACACUGUGCCAUCCAGACAUCUUCCUUGUCUGGCAUGGGCCGUGUUUGCCAGGCAAUUUCCCACUGUGUCCAGCCAAACUUUUUUUUUUAUAUAUAGUUAAACCUGACCUUCAUUUUAGUGCAAUAGGGUCAAACAUUGAAAUGUUUUGUCAUUGGCAUCAAUAUCCUAUGUAUGUCAUUGGCAUCCCAUCCCAUAUCUAUGGAUAGCAGACAUCCAUAUUCCAUAUCUACGGAUGUCCCUUUAGAAUCUUACACAGUAUAAACUGGAAUCAAUUUUAUUAAGUGUUACUAAUAGCAGAAAUCAGCAAGGCUAAAUCUGUUUCUAAAACCGUGUAAAAAUGAUUCUAUUUUUUAUUACUUCAGUUUGUCUUGAGACUUUUUUGCUAUUAGUAACAAUCUGAAAACAAUGUUUGUUUUUCAGUAUAUAACCAAAAUGUGCAAUAUGGCAUUGUGAAGUAGCCUUAUGAUUGUCCUUGUAUAAUAUAAGCUUUUUUUUUAAUUAAAUCUCAAAAACCUUCACUUUCGAAAAAUCCUUAACUUUUAUGCAUGUAUGUUAAUGCCUUUUUCGCUGUUUAUGUGGUAAUAUGAAAACUGACCACUUUAUACAAAAAUAUGGGAGGGGGGGUGACAAACAAUUUAUAUAUUGUGUACAGAUAUUUCUUAAGCUGUAUAAUUUUGUACAUAUGUUUCUCCUUAAUGGGUACUUAAACUACAAUUGAGUAGAUGCCCUGAAAUGUUUUAUUUUUGUACCAAGAUGGUUAUGUCAUUGUUUGACAUUUGAGACUGUUUUUUCAGUAGUUCGUUUAAUAGUAAAUAUUCAGGAAGCUGUAUGAGAUAAAAAAAACUUGUACACCUAAUUUCUCAAGUUUAAGCACUGAUAGAACCAUGUUUUUAUUUAUUUUCUAUUUGGUUACUUUAUAAGUUUGGAAAUUCAUUAAUUCUUGAUUUUUUAAAACUGCUUUCCUUUACUGUAUAAGAGAGUUUAGACCUUCCUAAAGCCUGCAAAUGUUACGGCUUUCUAAAAAAUGCACCUAUUUCUUGGCAUUUGUAAGAAAUGCCCAUGUUUCAAACUUGCAACAUUUAAAAUGUAUGUUAUGAAACACUGUUUUGUUUAUUUCUUUUUUCAGACAUAUUAAUACACAGCAUGACCAUGUCAUUCUACAUUUUGGUUUUAAUUGUUUAGUUUAACCAGGGUUACCAUUUGAGAACCCCUUACUAUUAAAUUGAGAGACCAAUAUUUAAUUGUAGAUCACCAGAAGUACUAGUCUUGUAAAAGAGUGCUGAACACCUCCAAACAUACUAUCUGUUUGGUUAGUUUAAGCAACUUAGCAAAACCCAAGGGCUGUACUGCUUCUGGACUCCCUUCAUUUAAAAUAGUUAUUAUGGACUUAAUUUUAGAAACUGCUUCUGAACCCCCUUUGCUAACCUACAGCUCAUUGUAGAGCAUAUUGGGGUACCUAACCAGCAAAGUAGUGGGAUUGUCAGUAUACUUUUUAAGAUAAUGCUGUUGGACUGAAAAGUGUUCAGACAAUGAUGAGCAUUUAUCACAGAUGAAUGUGCAGCAGAUUGUGCUGCUUUCCUGCUGCUAUAAUUUGCAUGCAUUAUGUGAUCUUAUGUAUUCUCUUACAAGGUUAUCUUGACACUCGCACAGUAAAAUAUACACAUUUCUCAUGCCAUAUACUAUAAACAUACUCAGCCAUUAUUUUUUUUGUAAAUUACCAUAAUUAGUUUAAUCUGUGAAAAUAAACCGAUCCAUUAUGCAUCCAGCUUAUAAUUGAAGUGUUACUUACAAAAUGCAUUUGCUAAGCGACUGAUGUAUAUAAAGGAAAGGCCUUACAUUUGCUCUACUUGCAAAAAAAUAAAAUAAAAAAUAAGCUUUUAUUUAUUUUUUUUAAUACACACAAAAAGCCAUGAAUACUAUGAAUAAGCUGGACACACAAUGGGUCGGAGGGAGUUCAUGAAUCAUGUGGAUAGAGUGUGGACCUCCUCUUCAUGUACAGCAUACCUGUAUUAUAGUUUUUACAAUAUGGUGAAUUUGUGUCAUAGUAUUAUAGGCAAUAUUGUUGAAUUUCUAACUGUUUAUACAUUUAAGAUCAUUCUAUGUAAUGUUUGUUUUAUUGAUUUACAAGCUGAAUUUCUAAGAGCAUGUUCACUUUUCCAAUAAAGAAAACAUGGUUCAGUGGUUCAAAACAACAUAGAAAACUACAAAAUGGAACACAUCCAUUAAUUAAAAAAAAAAAAAAAAAAAACAAACAAAAAAACUGCAUUGAAUAUGAAAAGAAAAUCAGAACCACUCCAGAAUUUACAACCAUCA
Bombina bombina (fire-bellied toad) is the source of this 7278-nucleotide messenger RNA. It is a transcript of the gene RBM27, whose product is annotated as RNA binding motif protein 27. The transcript has 22 exons. The record is from RefSeq and is a predicted model, not a curated record. Gene Ontology annotation, biological process: mRNA processing. NCBI's taxonomy places the organism in Eukaryota, Metazoa, Chordata, Amphibia, Anura, Bombinatoridae. Bases 247 to 3123 code for a protein of 958 amino acids. Gene Ontology annotation, cellular component: nucleus. Gene Ontology annotation, molecular function: RNA binding; metal ion binding.